AUGCCUGUCGUCAAAUAUCAAUAUGUUUACCAGCAAUUAACAAAUCAUACAUUAGUUGCUAAAAAUUUUUAUUCGUAUUUCGGUUUUACUUCCUUAUCAGACGGCAUAGAUGCACUUCGAAAAUUGUUAGAAUCAUUACGUGACGAUACUAAAUUUGGUGACAAUGUUAAGAGAUAUUUGAAGCGAAAUGAUUUUUUUACGAACGAUAGGGUAGAACCUUAUUUUGCGAGAAAAGUGAGAAAGGGUAAAGAAAAGAUAGCUACAGAGACAACGUUAAACAUGGCGAACCAAAGACUCAACCUAGCCACUGAAGUCGUUCACAAAAAUGUACUUAAUCAUUUGGGUAAAGAAGCAAAUAAUUUAGGAGAAAAUGAAAACGACGAACAAAAGGAAGCUAAAUCAAGUACACAUCUUGUCGAAGACUAUAAUAACAGCAAUACGCAAACCAAAGAUUUCCAUAGAAUCGGUAUAAUUAAACGUGGCCAUUUUAACUUUUCAGAUACAGACUGUACAUCACAAAUAAGUGAUGACCAUUGGGACAAGAUCAUAAUCCCAUUUUUAACAAAACAUAAAUUGAAAAAUGCGUUUUCAACGGAAGAUGACGAACAAAUGCUAAUAAAUAUGUUCGGAGAAGAGAACAAAAAGAAGCUCUUAGAACCAGGCAAUCUGAAUUUGAUAUACAGCUUGACCGAUAUCGAAGAGGAUGCCAUAAAAGUUCUUGAAAUUGUGAGUCGAAUACGAUUAGUUUUGUAUCUUAAAGAAUUUUCUGUUUGCCAGACCUUGACAUCGCUGGAGAAAAAAUGGCCAACAUCUCUUCCUUCUGAUCUAUUGGACAAGCGAUUGCGAGAUAUUUUAUGGGCUUCUGAGCUUAUAAAAUGGGUGAUCAUGCAAUGGCAGGAUGGUACUUUUCUAAAAGAAAUGAAAGAGCAAUGGAUCAAAACACAGUUAGCAUCUCGGCUCCUCGUGCCACUGAGACCAGUAAAACCAGGCGAAAUUGAAUCAAACGCAGAAAAAAUAGUCUCUAACUACAAUAAAGCAUUGAUAUUAUCAAAAAUAAAGUCAAAAACUCGUGUAGAUGGACUUGAUGAUGAUGAAGAAUUUGAGAAUGUUUGGGUUGAACUGAAAGGUGGCUUCGGUAAUUAUCAUGAAGCUGAAAACCAAAACAAUCGUGAGGAUUUAGGCAUAUUGCUUAAAGGAUUCUCAAUAAUGUCCACAAUGCAAGCACUUACGUUGCCAGAAGAUGCCAAGAAGAACAUUGGUGAUCUUGAAUUUUUCGGAAUAAGAGGGAUUGGAAAUCAUUUUCAGUUCUGGGGCAGUUUUCAGGCUUCCCAAUAUCUCAUGUGCUCGUAUCUAUUAGGAGAAUUUCGCUUACCAUCAUUUGAGGGAAGAGAGGGUAGUGGCAUUCAAGAUCUAUUAUAUGCAAUUAAAAUUGUUUACUCAUUCAAGGUAAGGGUGGAAGCCAGUAAAUUAAAGUUUCAUCAGAUCAGAGCUCUAGCAAGAAGUAAAAGAAUUUUUGAAGCUGACUCUUCGCCAAUCAAAGCAAAAAGAGUUAGAGAACAACGAACUUAUCGUUGA
This is a messenger RNA of Cetraspora pellucida, 1575 nucleotides long. The record is from the annotation of a GenBank genome assembly. NCBI's taxonomy places the organism in Eukaryota, Fungi, Glomeromycota, Glomeromycetes, Diversisporales, Gigasporaceae.